CCCGCUUAUUUAAGUAAGGAUGGCUGCUUUAAAGAUGGUAGGAGGAGCGAGUGCGGUGGCGCUGCUAACAGUGGGAGGAGCAUUAUUACAGAACAGUCUGUACACGGUGGAAGGAGGACACAGGAGUAUAUUGUUCAGCAGGAUGGGCGGUCUCCAGGAGAAGGUCUACAAGGAAGGUUUAAAUUUUAAAGUGCCGUGGCUCCACAAACCCAUUGUAUUCGAUAUCCGUGCUACCCCAAGAAGGAUAACCUCUCCAACGGGAUCCAAAGAUCUGCAGACUGUCCAUAUCAGCCUCAGGGUGUUGUCCAGACCCGACCCUAUUAAGCUCACAACCAUUACCCGAAGACUGGGCCUAGACUUCAAUGACAGGGUUCUUCCAUCAAUCGUAAACGAGAUAUUGAAGUCUGUGGUUGCUCAGUUUAAUGCCUCUCAGUUGAUCACACAGCGUCAAAUGGUGAGUAACAUGGUCCGUGAACAGCUGGUUGAGCGAGCACGAGACUUUGAUAUCAUCCUGGAGGAUGUGGCCAUCACAGACCUAUCUUUCUCUCCUCAGUACACGGCUGCUAUUGAGUCUAAACAGAUCGCUCAACAGGAGGCCCAGAGAGCAGCUAUAUUGGUGGAGCGAGCGGUUCAGGAGCGACAACAGAAGAUCGUCCAAGCUGAGGGAGAGACCAGAGCUGCCUUCAUGUUGGGAGAGGCUAUCGAGGGAAACCCUGGAUUCUUAAAGCUCAGGAGGAUAACAGCUGCUAAACACAUUGCCGCCACCAUGUCCAAGUCUCAGAACAAGGUUUAUCUCUCCUCCGACUCUCUCUUCCUCAACAUCAGAGACACUGAGCGAGACGAACAUCUCUAUUCUUUCGGUGCGGUUCCAGAAGCAGGCCCUAUUGUAACUGCAGCCGCCCCUAUUGUUGCUGCUGCUCCUGUAGCCGCUCCUGCCCCUGUAGCCGCUCCUGCUCCUGUGCUCCCCCCGGUCCCUGAAUUCGCUGAUAUCCCUGAGAUCACCGUGGUCCCAGAGGCCCCCGCCGCUGUCCCUGAAGAAGUCUCUGCCUAAAUGCUGGCUGGUGAGACCGUGCGAACAAGUGUAUGAACAGUGACCUAUUAUGUGAUGCAGUAAACGAACUCUUAUAGUUCUAGGAAACAAAAGAGUCAGCCAAAUUUUUACCUCUAAUUUAUUUUGUUUAUUAAUUUAUCUAAGA
Messenger RNA from Bolinopsis microptera, 1196 nucleotides. RefSeq names its product prohibitin-2-like. The record is from RefSeq and is a predicted model, not a curated record. Lineage: Eukaryota; Metazoa; Ctenophora; Tentaculata; Lobata; Bolinopsidae. Gene Ontology annotation, cellular component: mitochondrion; membrane. Gene Ontology annotation, biological process: mitochondrion organization. The transcript has 6 exons. Bases 20 to 1051 code for a protein of 343 amino acids.